UCUAUCUAUCUAUCUAUCAGGUGUCCCAGGUAAUGAUUGGGUUGAUGGUGAUGUCCUACUCCAUCCCCCUCCUCUCCACUGAGUUCACAGAGGUCGUGACCUUUGGGGUACCAUGGUGGAGUGGCCUAUCGUUCAUAGCAGCAGGAGUCAUUGCCAUAGUGAUGGAGAAACACAGCAGUAUGAAAUCGCUGGGUGUGGUGUAUGUGGUGACACUGGUUCCAUUUUGUUCUCUCCUGGCCCUCAUCAUCUACUUCAUUGAUCUCCACAACAACCAGAGGACACCGUGUAACCCCCUCCCCGCACACCCACUACUGGCAGGACUGGGUGGUGUAUGUGGUGACACUGGUUGCCAUUUGGUUUCUCUCCUGGCCCUCAUCAUCUACUUCAUUGAUCUCCACAACAACCCAGAGACACCGUGUAACACCCCCUGGCCCCGCAACCACACUAGGCAGGAGUAUGAAUGUGACCACCAGCACUAUGCCACUGUGUUCAGUUAUGGAGUAAAGUCGUCCCUCCUUCUCUUCACCAUCAUCCAGAUCACCAUCUCCUCAACGCUCUCUUACAUCCUGUACAAAAAGAGGAGGAGUUUCGGACCAUACUCAUCUCUCAAUCAAGAUGUUCCCUCGACUCCCAUACUGGUCACUGCCCCCGACUUCAACUGACCAAUAACAGCCGCAGAAGGACUUUAACUGACCAAUCACAUCUACAGACAGAUUUCCACCAAUUCCCCUSUUAUGAUACUGAUGAUUUGUCCGCCACUGAUGGUUUGUUUAAGUUUCUACCAUUGUGGCUUUAUGUUAUGUCUUUGAAUGUGUAACAUGAAGCUGUGGAAUUGAUUUGGAUGUUAUUCCAUAGUAUGCAGUAUUUUACUACAAUGCAGUGUUAAAUAAUGGUUUAAUUUCCCCUAAAUUCCUCAUUUGUUUUGUAUAUUARCACCUAAAUAAAAUCAUUUAUAUCAAAAAUACUGUUC
Molecule: messenger RNA, 970 nt
Organism: Salvelinus sp. IW2-2015
Lineage: Eukaryota; Metazoa; Chordata; Actinopteri; Salmoniformes; Salmonidae
Source: RefSeq, a predicted model, not a curated record